Molecule: messenger RNA, 414 nt
Organism: Ordospora pajunii
Lineage: Eukaryota; Fungi; Microsporidia; Ordosporidae
Product: dcp1-like
Exons: 1
Coding region: 1-414 (137 amino acids)
Biological process (GO): deadenylation-dependent decapping of nuclear-transcribed mRNA; deadenylation-independent decapping of nuclear-transcribed mRNA; positive regulation of catalytic activity
Cellular component (GO): P-body
Molecular function (GO): enzyme activator activity; mRNA binding
Source: RefSeq, a predicted model, not a curated record
AUGAAUGCAAGGGAGAGCCAGGUGUUGAGGUCGGCCAUUGAGAGCAUUGACAGCAUGCUUGAUGAGAUUGAGUAUGUGGCGAACUUUACGUCUGUAUAUCAUUAUGGCGGGGAUAGGUGGCUCAAGAUGAAUGUUGAAGGGACACUUGUGAUGUACAGAAGAAAGAGCAUGCCAUUUAUUGUUAUCCGUGUGCUGAACAGAAAGAGUCUGGACGACUUUGUGUUUGAGUUCAGUGAAGACACCAAGCUGGGGAUGGGGGAAAGCUUGAUGACGCUGAGCAAUGGAGAUGGAGGAGGGAUAUAUGGGCUUUGGUUCAAGACUAGUGAGUGCCCGAAGGAAAUCAUGAGCCAUUUGAAGAAAGAGCAGUUAAUAGUGGAGCAGAAGCCACUCAACAGGCAUGAUAUAGAAGAAUGA